ACAAGCGAGGCCUACAUCGCCCACGCCGCCGGUGGACCCAUCACACUCUCACGCGUAACCUACAGCGCGAUUGCAGCCAACGAGAUCGUCGUCGAGACGGCUGCGACAGCCAUCUGUGCGACGGACCUGAAAGCCGCCGCGGGCAAGUUCCUGUGCGGGCCGCCGCUGAUCCUGGGCCACGAGAGCGCGGGCGUCGUGCUGACGGUCGGCGCAGCAGUCCAUAACCUCGCGCCCGGCGACCGCGUCGUGCUGUCGUUUAGUAGCUGCGGGGCGUGCGGCGAGUGCGCGGGGGGCGCGUCGGCGUACUGCCGCGAGCUGCUCGCGCUCAACAUGCGCGGCUGCCGGAGUGAUGGGACGCUGGCGGCAAGCGUUACUGAGAGUGGGAUGCCGGUGCGUGGGCACUUCUUCGGGCAGAGCAGUCUCGGGCGGCGGAUUGUGGCGCGGGCGAGCUGUGCGGUGCGGCUGCCGUCCGGGGGGGACGAGGGGGAGCUGCGGGUGCUGGCGGCGCUGGGGUGCGGGAUCCAGACGGGCGCCGGCGCCGUGUUCAACGUGGCGCGGCCGGCGCCGGGCAGCAGCGUGUGCAUCUUCGGCGCGGGGUCGGUCGGGCUGGCGGCGUGUCUGGCGGCGCGGCUGACGUCGCCGGCGCGGCUGGCCGUCGUAGACAAUUCGGCGGCCAAGCUGGCGAUGCUGCCGGCAUGCGUCAGAGACGCGGCCACGCACCUGGUGGACUCGUCUGCCCUGGCUGGCGGCGGGGAUGGGGAGUUCGUGGAGAAGCUGAAGGGGCUGACGCCCGGCGGGCGCGGGUUUGACUUUGUGCUCGACUGCGUGGGGAGCGGUGAUCUGGUGAGGGUAGGGCACUUGGCGCUCAAGUCGAGGGGGACUAUCAUUGCCGUCGGCGGGUCGCAAGAUAUGGCACUGCAGGUGCCCAUGAGGGACCACCUCACGAAGGGCAUAUCGUUCAGGGGCACCCAUCAAGGCGACUCGGUGCCAGCCGUCUCGAUCCCGUUCAUGAUCGAUCUCUGGCGUCAAGGAAAAUUCCCCUUCGACGAACUGUUGACGUUUUACGAAUUUGACCAAUUCUACCAGGCCGUGCAGGACAUGAAAGACGGAAAGGUUAUCAAGCCGGUGCUC
Molecule: messenger RNA, 1131 nt
Organism: Lasiosphaeria miniovina
Lineage: Eukaryota; Fungi; Ascomycota; Sordariomycetes; Sordariales; Lasiosphaeriaceae
Product: chaperonin 10-like protein
Exons: 3
Molecular function (GO): oxidoreductase activity; zinc ion binding
Source: RefSeq, a predicted model, not a curated record